Caenorhabditis sp. 36 PRJEB53466 is the source of this 1131-nucleotide messenger RNA. Lineage: Eukaryota; Metazoa; Nematoda; Chromadorea; Rhabditida; Rhabditidae. The record is from the annotation of a GenBank genome assembly.
AUGGAACAGUUGUAUCAGAACACAAACUGGCUACUGCAGAAGGUGCAGCACGAAUUGGCACGUCUGGAGGGAUCACAAAACGAGCAAGCCGCGCAACUAAUUGUUCAGGUCAUCUAUGGAGAUGUGAGGUAAGAUUUUCUGUUGAAAAAUACGAGAAACAUCAAUUACUUUUCAGCAAACUAAAGGAAAACUGCCAGACGCUCGACACGUACGUUUCACGCGAACAACCGGCCCGUCGGCAAGCGGUUUGUUGAAAUUUAACCAUAAAAAAAUCAUUCGAACAGAUUUCAGGCUCGAAUGCGGGUGGAUCAGUUGCGAACGGACGUGCAGAGGGUCGAUAUGGCAGUCUCGGCGAUCCACACGAGAAUGACACAGAGAUGGAGGGCUGCAAGUGAAAGAGACGAGCUCCUGACACAAAGGUGAGCAAUUCGAGCUGGUUUUUUUUUAGCAACGAAUGGAAAUCUGGUGUUACACGACCAGAGCCUCUCCAACUAUGCAUGCCCAUCAUUGAUUUUCAGAUACCGUCCUAAUGACACGUCACUCUCGAUCGGCGACCACGAACUUCAGCUCAACGACCGUCUCCAAUCGUCACACAAUCAUGUGAGCCGUUUCAUUUUGGGUACAAUGUAAAUGAAUUCGUGGUUUUCAGCUCGACGACCUGCUCAAUCAAGGAUCGGCCGUAUUAGAAAGUCUGAAGAUGCAACACCUGAACCUGCGAGGCGUCCGCAGAAAAAUUAUGGAUGUCGGACAAGCGGUGAGUGCUCUGACUUUUCGCUCACUAGUUUUGCGCUGAGUUGACCAACAUUGGGUUCCUAAAAGUCUUCACUCAAUGUUAAUUAUGCCAGUUUGCUAGGUUUCCGUUCAUUUUUUCUUGAAUUUGAAGCCAAGCAUGUGCAUAUGCGUGUUGGGAGGACGCGUCGCGGCUGCGUAGCGGUCCGAAGAAAAGGGGACUGCAGUCACUGAGUACAUCCCAAAAAUGGGAAUAAAUAUAAUUAAUUUCAGCUCGGACUCUCGAAUUCAACGUUGCAAGUCAUCGACCGUCGAGUACGAGAGGAUUGGCUCAUCUUCGUCAUCGGAUGCAUCGUCUGCUGCAUCUUCAUGUACGCAUUCUACCGAUUCUGGAGAGGAUAG